This is a messenger RNA of Talaromyces amestolkiae, 885 nucleotides long. RefSeq lists its product as uncharacterized. NCBI's taxonomy places the organism in Eukaryota, Fungi, Ascomycota, Eurotiomycetes, Eurotiales, Trichocomaceae. Gene Ontology annotation, molecular function: DNA-binding transcription factor activity. The record is from RefSeq and is a predicted model, not a curated record. Bases 1 to 885 code for a protein of 294 amino acids. Gene Ontology annotation, biological process: negative regulation of DNA-templated transcription. The transcript is spliced from 3 exons.
AUGGCUUCCGAUGUGGCGGCCCUCGAGGCAGAGGUUAAAGAAUUCAAAUUACAGCUCGAAACUGUUCAAUCGAGCUUGCAGGUAGAUCCCGAUAAUGCGGAGCUUCAGAGCCUCAAGGCUGAAUUAGAAGAAUUCAUUGGCUUGACAGAAGCAUCGAUCGCCGAACUCAAACCUGCUACACCUACACCUGCACCACAACCACCCACAAAAGAGAAAUGGUCUAGAGAAAGCCAUCCCGCCUUUCAGUCUGGUUAUCGCAAAGCCACGGAUUCUGCCCCGCCCGACGAACCUGCCGCUCCUAUCUCAUUCUCCGUCAACGAUAGCGUACUCGCGCGGUGGAAAUCUGGAGAUGGGUCAUAUUACCCUGCACGAAUAACUUCAAUUACUGGAUCUUCCAGUAAUCCGGUGUAUAUCGUUUCAUUCAAGUCGUAUGGCACGACAGAGACACUAUCGGCGAGAGAUAUCAAGCCUAUUUCAAGUGGAGCUGAUUCGCGGAAACGCAAAGCUGAUGGAACGCCAGGCACACCUUCAUCGCAGUCAUCCACGCCGCAACAUACGGGUAUCAUCUCAGCGGCUGCUGAUAUAAAUCCCACUCUUGCCGACCAGGCUCGCAAUGAGCCUAGCAAAGUUAGCGAUGGACCGGCACGGCCGAAUAAGGUACCGCGAAAAGUGAAGGCUAACAAAGAGCUUGAGGCGGGGAAAUCGAAAUGGCAAGAUUUUACUAGCAAGUCAAAAUUUGGAAAGACAGCGAAGAAGGAGAGCAUGUUUCGCACACCAGAAGGUGUCAACGCUAGAGUGGGCUUUGUUGGCUCCGGCCAAGCGAUGCGAAAGGACCCGACGCGUAGCCGUCAUAUUUACCAGCAGGGCGAAGAAGAGGGCUACUGA